AAUUGAAGACGACGACGAUGACUGAUCCAACGGAAGUGAACCGAAUCUGCGUUGAAACUGGAGCAUCUCCAGAAGAAGCACUCUAUUACCUCGAAGGAUACGAUUGGAAUUUGGCUACGGCGAUGGAAUCUUGCCGCGUCAAAACCUUGCCUUCCGUCAAGGUCAAAUCUUCGCCGGAGGUUUCAGUUAACGAGCAAUCCACGGCGGCGGAUUCUUCAGCUACUCCGUCAACACCGCCAAGAUCGAUCAAUUAUCCAAGUCGGAGUUCGAAUCAGAUUCCGCCAAGAAAAAGGAUCGAUUCACGUCAGGUUUUGAAUCCGGCGAAGGAACUAUCGUCUGAAUUGAAGCAAGAACGCAUCGUUUUAUUCCAAGAAGUGGCUCCUGAAUUGCCUCCGCAAGAAGUCCUCUCUUUGCUCGAGCGCUUCAAUUGGGAUGUGGAGAGAGCCGGGGACCAUUACUGUAACCAGCGAUAUUCGCAGCGUACUUCAUAUGCCGAUGAUUGGGAUCUUCCGGAGAUUGAUCAGUCGUCUUUGCAGGGGUUUCAAGAGGGUUAUAUGCCGAUGAUUGGGGUUUCGAAUUUGGAAGGAUUCUCAAAAGAUGAAACAUCGACGGCUUUGGCUAUGGAUUUGAUGGACCAUAGUGCUCCGCCUCUUCCAUCAUUACAUUUACCUUCACUAUCUCAGUUUAAUGCUUCUGUUGGCUAUCAAAUCGGGUACUCUUCUUCUUCUCCUGGUAUGAUGAACGUUGAUGUGGAUGAGAUGGGAGUUUUACAAGAUGUACCUAUAAUGUCUUCCUCUCAAGAGCAGAUUCAGGGAAGUAGCUGUUCUGCUCAAAACAAGGACCACCCUCCGCCAUAUAAUCUUGAUAGAAUCUGCAGUGAAACUGGAGUGUGUCGAGAUGAAGCACUCUAUUACCUCGAAUCCUUCGAUUCGGAUUUGGCUACUGCGAUUGAGGCUUGCCGCAGCAAAACCUUGCCUCCCCUCAAGGUUAGAUCUUCGCCAGUGGUUUCGGUGAAUGAGAUAUCCGCGGUACCAGAGUGGGAGUCACCAACAGCGAGGCCACUGGUAAUGAACUCACGUCGGAUUUCGAAUGAGAUGCGGAUUCAGCCAGAGCAACUUCCGCCAAAGAUAGAGGAACUAUCGUCUGGAUCCAAUGCUGCAAAAAUCAAGGACUUCUGUGAUAUUGUUGGAACGCAUCCAGAUGUCGCAGUCGCUUACCUCGACCGCUGCAAAUGGCAUGUACAAGAUGCCAUCAACUAUUUCAUGGACGAGGGUGAACUUCCAACAACUGGGUUCUCAGAGGAUGUAACAUCCAAUCCGCCUGUUCCAUUGAUAGGAUUACCUUCACAACCAAUGGUGUCGUCUCAAGUGAAUAACAAAUUGAAGGGUAAGCCUGUUGAGGAAGAUUCAAGCAUGGAAACAUUUCAUGAUCCUCUGACCAUCCAAGACAGGACAAGUGUGGGGCAUGAAGCUGCACCGACUACUAUUACACUAACUAUCUACUUGACCGAUGGUGGGUCUGUGAUGCCGGUAGAUAUUCCUUUUAGAUCAGACCAAACCGUCAGAGACAUCCGCAAUGCCAUUGACGAGCGAACACCAGAUAACGACAGAGAUUACUAUUUGCAAUCAGUGGGUGGAGAAGAUGAUUGCAGGGAUAUGAAUGCAACUGUAGGCAAAAUUUGUAAGAGUGGUUUUACAACUCUCCACCAGGUCUUGCAUGAUUGAUGAAACAGAGAGAAAGAGAGAAAGAGAGAUGUAUAUGACUUUAGAAAUGAUUCUUGCCUUGUAUAGAAAGGAAAAAAGUAGAACAGAGCAG
Molecule: messenger RNA, 1815 nt
Organism: Arabidopsis arenosa
Lineage: Eukaryota; Viridiplantae; Streptophyta; Magnoliopsida; Brassicales; Brassicaceae
Source: the annotation of a GenBank genome assembly